Messenger RNA from Strigops habroptila (Kakapo), 2525 nucleotides. RefSeq names its product maternal embryonic leucine zipper kinase (gene MELK). The record is from RefSeq and is a predicted model, not a curated record. Gene Ontology annotation, molecular function: ATP binding; protein serine/threonine kinase activity; tau-protein kinase activity. The transcript has 18 exons. Gene Ontology annotation, cellular component: cytoplasm. NCBI's taxonomy places the organism in Eukaryota, Metazoa, Chordata, Aves, Psittaciformes, Psittacidae. Gene Ontology annotation, biological process: protein phosphorylation; microtubule cytoskeleton organization; intracellular signal transduction. The coding region runs from base 183 to 2276 and encodes 697 amino acids.
UUGGUGAGCAGUCCCUGGAAGAUGACGGUCUUUUGUGCCCUUAGCCCGCGGCCCUCAGACUGCGUUGCCCAGAGGGGCUAUUGCUAGGCGUGUAGGCAGCACUGAGAGCUGGUCGCGCCCCGCGCCACUGGAGCUACAGCGGAUGUGCUUUCUGUGUGUGAGUACGCUCCGAGUGGAAAAGCAUGACCGCUGUCCGUGUUUCGUGCUUGCAGGUGCUGAGGAGGAUUGCAAGGUCCCCGUGCCUCAGAAUGGCUGUCGGUGACCGUGAGGAGGUUCUCAAGUACUAUGAGUUACACGAAACAAUUGGAACAGCUGUUACUGCAGAAUCUAUAGGUCAUGUUUCAAGGGUGUGUUUUGGGGGGCAGAAAUCUGAAAAUGGGCUCGCAAGGUGUAGUAGUGAUUCCCUUCUUCCUCGAGUGAAGACACUGCACGCUGUGCCUGGUGGGUUUGCAAAGGUAAAACUUGGACGCCAUCUUCUCACUGGUGAAAAAGUUGCAAUAAAAAUCAUGGACAAACUUGCUCUAGGGGAUGACUUGCCUCGUGUUAAAACAGAAAUUGAUGCCAUGAAGAACUUAAGUCACCAGCAUAUUUGCCAGUUGUAUCAUGUGAUAGAGACAUCCAAGAAGAUAUUCAUGGUCUUGGAGUACUGUCCUGGAGGAGAGCUGUUUGACUACAUCAUUUCUAAGGACCACCUUUCAGAAGAGGAAGCUCGUGUGUUUUUUCGGCAGAUUGUUUCAGCAAUUGCGUAUGUUCACAGUCAGGGAUAUGCCCACCGGGAUCUCAAACCAGAAAAUCUGCUGAUUGACGAGGAACAUAAUUUGAAGCUGAUAGACUUUGGACUUUGUGCAAAGCCGAAGGGUGGCCUUGAUUACCAUCUGAACACAUGUUGUGGAAGCCCAGCUUAUGCAGCACCAGAGCUGAUCCAGGGCAAAGCAUAUAUUGGAUCAGAGGCAGAUAUUUGGAGUAUGGGAGUACUGCUGUAUGCUCUGCUGUGUGGCUAUCUCCCUUUUGAUGAUGACAAUGUCAUGGCUGUCUACAGGAAGAUAAUGAGAGGAAAAUACAGUGUUCCAAAGUGGCUCUCUCCUAGCAGUAUGCUACUACUUAACCAAAUGCUGCAGGUGGACCCAAAGAAGCGGAUUACAGUUAAACAUCUGUUAAGUCACCCUUGGCUCAUGCAAGGUUAUUCUGAUUCUGUUCAGUGGCAAAGUAAAUACCCACUGGGACAUCUUGAUGAAGACUGUAUAACAGAGCUUUCUGUGUUUCAUAAACAGAGCAGGGAGAGUAUAUUGAAAUUAAUAUCAGAGUGGAAAUAUGACCAAAUGUCAGCAACGUAUCUCUUGCUUCAAUCCAAGAAGGCUCGUGGCAAGCAUGUUUCCUUAAGAGUUCAAUGUCUGGCAGGUCAUGCCAGUACAACACAAUUGGCAGGCCUUGAGUCUGAAAACACUGUGACAUAUGAAGAUACUCUAGACUGCAGUGAAAUGCCACAUGCAUUUGGAUCCAUGGAAUUUUCUGAUGCAGCUUCACUGUUUGAAGAGUCUCCGUUAGAAGAAUUUGUUGUAAAUACUCACAGAACAAAGCAGCAUUCAAGGCAUGAUGCUCAGCUGGAUGGUACGGAAUUCACACUGUCAACUCCAGUGACAAGGAAAGUGGCAUCAAAGAAGACUCCUUUUGCAAAGCAUCAGAUUGAGACACAAUUACAAACUAUACCUUUUCAGGCACCUGCCUUCAAAGAGAAUCAGUUCACUGCAAUCACCCCAGCUAAGAAACCCAGAAACCUGACAAACACAGAUGAAUUGACAGCAGCUGAGGUUCUUCCCCAAAAAAGGUGUCAUUCUGUGGAAUUAGAUCUGGACCUAGCUCAUGUGGGUAGCAGCCAAAAGAAGAGAAAAGCCAAAAUAUUUGGAAGUCUUGAAAGAGGCCUAGAUAAAGUGAUCACAAUGCUUACGCCAAGCAAAAAGAAACGAUCCACUAGAGAUCACCCAAGGAAACUUAAGGCACACUACAAUGUUACCUCCACUCAGCUACUGAAUCCAGACCAGCUCUUGAAUGAAAUAAUUGCCGUUCUUUCAAAGAAGCAUGUGGAAUAUGUUCAGAAGGGUUAUACCCUGAAAUGUCAAACACGGACACAUUUUGGCAAAGUAUCUAUGGAGUUUGAGUUAGAAGUGUGUCAGCUCAGCAAACCUGAAGUAGUGGGUAUCCGACGACAACGGCUUAAAGGGGAUGCCUGGGUCUACAAGAGACUGAUGGAAGACAUUUUGUCUAGCUGCCUAGUGUGAUUGCCUGAUGCAUGUGCUGGGAAAGCAGCAGUUUUGUACUGAGGCUUGAAUCAUAAUGUUUUAGAAAGGUCUGUUUAGAAAAGUAAUUCUUUGUCACAUUCACAGCUGUAUUUGAAAAAUCUGUUACCUGUCUUUUGUUUUUAACCACCCCUCUUUGUACAUUAUGCCUUCUGUAUGUUUUCUUUAAAUCAAGUUUGUAAUAAAUGUUCUGCAGCUGCAAUUCUUUGAAAUAAAAUUCUGUAAGCUGUU